CACACACACACAGAAAAAAAGAGAAGCUAGCGGCGCUAGGCGGAAAUACCCCCACUAGUCACUCUAAAACUACUCUGCUGAAGUUACCCACUGCAUCCAGCAAGCUAGCGUUGCGGUGGACGGCAGAGGUCGCACGUGCGGCGGGUUUUGUGAAAACACGUCUCAUGUGCGCACGUGCGCACUGAGUGAGCUCGAAGCACGUUUGACAGUAGCUGCUAAAGCGCUCCGUACGUUAACUCUCUACCACGAUGACCUACGUAUUGAUUCAGUGGGUGAGUGAACGAAAAUGGGAUGUAUAUCCGAUCAGCUGUAUUGAAGAUGAGUCGGUCGGCUACCGGUUGUAUACCGAUAAGAAAUGCAUUGGUGAGCUGAGAGGGACGGUUGUGAACGUGCGCUGGGACAAGCACAAGGAGCCGGAGCCAGCCACACUUCUGGACGUAGUUGCAAGUAACAGCUUAAUUGGCUGUGUAUGUAGCUUUCCUGGACUUUUCUUUCUGUGGAUGUGGCCUUGUCAUUAUUUCAUAUCAAAUUUCUUUGGUCAAAACACUCAAUCUGGUGAGGUGGGGAGCCAAAAAAAAAAGAUAAACCAGCUCGAAAAAGAAAGCAGCGACCUCAAAGAAGAAAAUGAACAGCUAAAGCGAGCCCUUCAGGAUGCGGAGAACCACCGUGUAAUAUGGCGGCGCGAUGGUGGAAGAAGCUGUCUGGGGAACCCAGGGAAGUUCGCCCAGGGGCUCCUGCGGAUCGUUUUCUCAGCCAAAGAGAUGAAAGGGAAGUCACUCUUCGGAAGGAAGUGUAAUGCUAAGAAGGAGCAAGAGGCCAAAGAGGGACUUGACCCAGUCAGGGUCAAGGCGGUGAUAGGCUACACCGUGGCCAGCUUGAACGCCGACCCUGUCACGGUCAAGACAUCUCUGUCGGCAAUGUUGGCACGAGAAGUUGCUCCGACACAAUCCCAAGAACCUCUGGAAAUGGAGCACCUGCCUUAA
Molecule: messenger RNA, 983 nt
Organism: Rhipicephalus sanguineus (brown dog tick)
Lineage: Eukaryota; Metazoa; Arthropoda; Arachnida; Ixodida; Ixodidae
Exons: 5
Coding region: 249-983 (244 amino acids)
Source: RefSeq, a predicted model, not a curated record